AUGAUGAGGAUCUCGCCCUUCCUCAAAUAUCAACUAGCAACGGCCACCAAGGAACUCGCGGAAUUACUGCACAAGUGCCAAGAGAACGAAAACAUUCCAGAAGAUCAAGGGCGCCAAGAACUAUGGACUUCACAUCUGGAUAUGCUUACAAAAUGCACAGAGGAAGUCAAAGAGGGCAUCGAAUUGCUGCAAAUGGACUACGAGAUAUUGAUGGAAAGGAUCGAGGAAGGUGGAUGUGAAGAUGCGAAGAAGCUAAUGACGAAGGAAUGGGAAGCACUUGAAAAACAGAUAAGAUUUUUCAAGACCAUUACUAAUGCUCGUAUGUUUGUUCAUCUUCUGCAAGACCACAUAACAGAAAGUGAGAUGGAGCUGAACAGAUUGAAUUGUACAAGAAGGCUCGCCACACAAAGUAGAAGGAACGCUCAUAUAGCGCUUGUUGACCAAAAAGAUAAUGAUGGUAACAAUACCGGAUUGCCGUUGGAAAGUACACAAGGCUCAGAUUCACCAUCAGAGGUGAGCCACUUCAGUGGUAUUCCAGAAAAGGAGUAUCUCAAUGAUGCGACGCAAGAGGUCAAUAGUGAAUGCAACAAUGGAAAUGAUACCAAAAACUACAAGUCAGAGGUUGAAGGCAAAGAUGGCAAUCUACGAGCUACUGCAGACUGGAGGAUGACCUCAGCACAAGUCAUUACCCCUAGAAUGCUACAGGCAAACGCAUACACUGCUGUCACUAAAAGGCAAAAAGUUACAACAUCGAGCAAGAUUAGCCACGAUAAGAACUGUACCCUUCACAGCCGUCUUUCUCUCCAUUUCAUGGCAGCCGUUCAACUCGCCGGAGCCUUAUCUUCAAUGGCGUCGCGGUGCAGCAACGACCUCUACGAGAUCCAGACAAACGCCACCGCUUUAUAG
Cylicocyclus nassatus is the source of this 906-nucleotide messenger RNA. The record is from the annotation of a GenBank genome assembly. Lineage: Eukaryota; Metazoa; Nematoda; Chromadorea; Rhabditida; Strongylidae.